Molecule: messenger RNA, 4952 nt
Organism: Linum trigynum
Lineage: Eukaryota; Viridiplantae; Streptophyta; Magnoliopsida; Malpighiales; Linaceae
Source: the annotation of a GenBank genome assembly
AAACAUAUGCACCACUACCAAAACAAUAAGCAUUAGAAUACCACAACGUCAACACUAGCAAUAACCAUAUGCAACACUACCAAAAGUCCAAAACAAUAAGCACCAGAAUACCAUUACUACCCUUAGUAACCGCGGUGGCUACAAGGACCAAGUUACCACCGUAACCGCUCCCUUGGAUGUAGUUUAUGUGGAUAAUCAUCGAUAACUCGUUUGUUCCACACGACAUUAUAGUUAUUUUUGAACAAUGAUCAACAAUAGUUAUUGUAAUCUCAUGUUGCUAUUUGUACACAAUUUCUUACUCUUUAUCCUAGCUAUAAAUUUUGUCAUUAGGUUUUAAAAAAAUGUUUGUGCUUAGUGACCAUAGUUUAGUUAGUAUUAGUCAUUUUGUCAAAUCAAACAAUUACUAUAUGGAGGUUUUCUUUCAAAUCCCAUCCAUUCCACUUUUCCCGACACCAACACAUAGGACGGAGGGGUUUUUUUGGUAAAAGAAAAAGAAGAAAAAAAGCGGUCAUUGCAGUUUUGUACGUUUUCCAUUCCCGGAAGGAUAUAUUUUUAUAAUACUUAUAAUAUAUUUCACAUCAUGUGUGGUUUAGGGGGUUUUCCUCCUAAUAUUGCUUUAUCAUUGGUAUAAGCAGUGACGUAGCCCGAUUUUGAGUUGACUGGGGUUCUUAAAAAUUUCAAAGCACUAAAUUCUGUGUAUGUUAUGAAAUUUGAGUCGAUUGGUGUCCUUAGGUGAGCUAACAUCAACAAGAGUAUGGAGUUCUACAUUCAAAGGAUUAUACAAAAUCCCACGUAUCUAAAGGAUUUGGUUGCCCCUUUAUUUCCAAGUAGGUUCCUAGGACCGGGGGGGCCUCUCCUCAACAAUGGCUCCGCCACUGGGUAUAAGUGACGUAGGGGAGAGCAAGUAACUAUACGUUUUUAGGGAUAAUACCACUACAACACCCGAACUAUCAACAAAAUGUCACUUGUGUCCUACUUUAUUCAAUAUCUCAAUCUUGUUCCGUUGUAUGAUACUUUCUGUCAUUUGUGUCCUGUCACUUUUGUUGACCGCUAGAGUUAACAGUUGACUAGACGGAGGUCAAAGAAAUAUUGACUUUUGUUGACGUGGCAUAAAACAUAAGUGCCACAUAGAUGCCACGUCAUUAACACAUCAGAUUAUUAUUUUUUUAAUUCAAAGUUUUUUAAUUUAAAAAUAACAAAAAAUUCUUUGCUCCUCUACUUCUUCCUCUUGCUCCCUCUGGCGAGAGUUUUGAAUCGCGUUGCCCAAUUCUCAACUGGGAGCAGAUGAAGGAAAUCGUGGGCAAAAUUUGCUUCAGUAGUCCCGACACCUCGAACUGGGAUUAAUUGUUCGGUUCGGUGUUGAUAAUCGGCUACCCACCCAACUGUAAUUGAUAGAUCUCUGGUAAUUCCGCGAGCUGUGCACGAUGAUGACACACGACGGUGACAGAAUGCCAUUGCUGGCUUGUGGGAAGGGAAGCUGGAGUGUCGUCAAUCGUCGGAUCUGCUCUGGUAAUUCCCGUCUUCCCUCCGUUGUUACUUUGCACAGAGCACCCCUGACCCUCCCAUCUCAAACCCUCCCGCCGCCGCCGCCUUACUCCCUCUCGCCUUCAAUCUGAAGAUCCUUUUGAUCGUCUACUUCAUGCUUAAGUUGAAGGUGAUGGUUAAGCAAAUCCAUGGUUGACUUCUGCUUUUUGUCUCCUUCCAGGAGCUUCAGGGACCCAAGACCAAAAACUGAAUGACCUUCUUCUUCUUCCAUCUUCGGAGUUGAUUUGCCUCCCUUCAUCUUUAUCUCACAAAAAUUGCAGAGCAGAUAGAAACGAGCUUUAGUCAAUCAGAAUUUUUGGGUCAGAGUCGAGGGUUAUAGAGUCGCCGAGUCGCCACAAAUUUCUCUAUCUCUUCCACCAUAAUGAAUGGGUUACGGCCGAGACAAUCAGAUCCACCGAUUGGUAUUGAGCAUUCUUGGGUUUCAAUGGAGUAAGGUGUAACACCCUGGUAAUUUAGAUUUGGGUCGACCAUAAUAAAUUAGCGGUUGGUUUGAUGGUUACGUACUAAGAGUUGCAACCGCGAAUUCGGAAUAAUAACAAUAAUAAUAAUAACUAUUAUUAUCAUUAUAUUAUUAAAAAAGGGCAGUGGGGCGGCCCAAGUAGGCAGCGCCUACAAUCCCCACCCAAGCAAUAAAUCCCCCACCCCACCCCUUUUAUUGCCGGCAAGUCGGCAACACAAUAGACAAAAAAAAAAAAAAAAAAACCCUUCUCGUAUUUUUGCGGGAUAGGAUACGGUGACAACCCCUUGGGGGUUGUCAGAUUCACAACCACCUUUGUGGCCAUCAGAUACGUUCUCUCUCCUGUCUUUUUCUUCUUUUUUUAAAUUAAUGGUUAAGAUUAAACCAAGGGCAAAUUCGGAAUGGAAAACUUACCACAUGAGAUCCUUUCCAUUUUCCAUAUAAAUACUUUUUAUUACCCAAAAAAAAAAAAAAAAAAACAGACCCUCCCCCAUUCUCCUGCGUCUCCCUCCUCUUCCCCUCUCACAUAUCUCUAACAAAAAAACCCUAGCCGUCAAGAGCUCCACCACCGUCGCCGCCUCUGCCUCCCCUGCCGCCGCGCCGCUGUCCUCCCCUCCCUCUUCCUCUCCCGUACCCACCGUUCACAGCCUGCUGUACCCGCCAUCAUGAUCGAGAUCUACGCCGCCGCCUGGCUCCGCGACGUCCAGAUCGGCUCCGUCCGCGUUCUCAUCAGCAACGUCCAUAUCGACGUCCAGAUCGUCUCUACACCAAGCUCUCUGCCUCCGGCGUCGGCUUCAACGACCUCCUCGACGCCAAGGCCACCGCCGGGGGUGCGAAGAAUCUCGAGGAGAAGACUGCCAAUGCUAGUGGUACCAAUUCCUAUUGGUACGAUACCACUACUCACUGGUACGUACCAGUGGCUCCCCUACCACUACUCACUGGUACCACUAUCAUCUGGUACCACUAUCAUCUAAUACCACUAUUAUCUGUUUUUUUGUGUUAUUCUCUACUGGUACCGCUACCAAUGCUAGUGGUAGCGCUACCAGUGCUAGUAGCGUUGUGUUAUUCUCUACUGGUAGCGUUGUACUGGUAGCGGACCACUAGUAUUGGUACAUUUUUUACUGGUACCGCUAGUACUAGUACAUUUUUUAACGUACUGGUAGCGUACCACUAGCACUGGUAUAUUAAUUACCAGUAGACUAAUAGAUUGGUACACUUUUUAACGCAUUGGUACAUUUUUUCAGGUUGCCGGAGGGAGUCUGCCGGAGAGAAUUCGCCGGAGAAAAAGUUUGUCAGUCGAUGCGGAGUGGCUGCUGGAGAAAGGAAGAGAGAGAGAGAUAGAUAGAGAUAUUAAUGUAUAAGAUUUAAAUUUCAGAAAAAAAUUGUAUUUAAUAUGGGUAUUAAAUUCCCAAUAUAAUUAAUACAAAAAAGGUAAUUAAUAUAUUCAUUUUUUUCAUACCCAAAAUACUCUUGGUUGUGAAUCUGACAACCCCCAAGGGGGUUGUCACCGUAUCCUGUCCCUAUUUUUGCAAGCACCCGCGCCGCGGAGAAGAGAGAAGAAGAGGGGGAAAAAAGGAGGAGAAGAGAGCGUCCACCUCACCCUGAUCCCGACCCCGACCCUAUCCCUUUCAUUCUAGGUAAGGACCGCGAACCCCUUCGCGAUUUCUAAACUCGAUUUAUCGAUAGUCUAAUCCGAAUCUCGUAUUUUAUUAGCGGUGACGUUUGAGGGUUCGAUCCGCGAGGAGAUCAACGUCCCAGGUCAUCCAACCUAGGCCUAGGCAAGUUCUAGAGGUAAGGGAACUCGAUCCCUUUGAGUUAGAUUGAUCGAUUUGGUGAUUUUUUGUGAGGGUGCAAUUCCGGGUUUUUAGCAACAGGCCUAACAUGCUUUUAGUCAUUGAUUUUGGGUGGUCACUAAAGCUGCUGGAAAUUUCCAGAAACGUAUUUUUGGAUGUUUUUAAUUGUUUCGAGUUCUGUCGGUGUUUGUUACGGAGUUUAAUAAUUUUAUAAAUUGAGGGAGGUCUAUAAGAUAGCUUUAUUUUAAUUUGAUGAUUUUUGAAGAUGUAUUUCUAUUUUUAGAAAUUGUUCUAAUAUUCGUUUUAAUUAAAUAAAAAUCUUUCCGAGGGGUUUUUAAGGGUUUGAUAAUUUUCCAGCGUAUAGGUGCUCAUGAUUGACAUGGGAAAAUUAUUUUCCAAAGUUAUAAGAAGGUUCAAGUUAGGUGAAAAAUUCGUCCAAGAUAAAAAUAAUUAAGAAAAAUGGUCAUUUUUGAAGGGAUUAAUUCUAGAAAAUUUUAAUGGGGGUUAAAGGACCCUUGGAAUGAGGUUCAAGGACUGGAGUUUGAGGGGAGGAUGUCCUAGUGUUUCAAAAGGAGACUUUUAAAUCGAGAAAUGUUGUCUUAGAGUAUGAAUUUCUUAUUAAUAGGUUUCCUGAGAUAACCCGACCAAGGAGGGGUUUCUUCGAGGAAGGAGUUGAGAAGUCAUCUUUUCGAGGUGAGUGUAAAGGGGGUAAAAUCUCUGUCGUAGGUCUUUUAGUUUCUGCUUUUCGUUCAAGUUAUUAUUUAGUUAAUUUUUUUCUAGCAUGCACGAUAUGUUUGUGAGGCAUCCCACCGCCUGUAAGGGUGGAGGCACGCGUUUUGCUAUGUAUGAAUGUAUGUGAUGUUGUAUGGAUUGGAUGGUAUGAUGAACCCCCGGGCGGUUGGGUCACUACUGGACGACGAGACGUAACGCAGUAGUUGACGGGCAUGGACUGGACGGCGAGACGUAACGCAGUGCCAUUGCCGAGUUUGGGUAUGCAACCGGACGGCGAGACGUAACGCGGUUGGCAUACUAGGGUAGGACACCGGACGGCGAGACGUAACACGGUGGUCCUAGUGUUUUGUGUUUGAGUUAAGGAUAGAAGGCGAGCACUCUUGGGAGUUAAUGUUGAAAUGAGUUAAUAAGAAUGAUUAUUUAAG